AUGGCUGCGAACAUCGAUACUUGUGGCAGUUUAAUAAACUCUACAACGGCUACCUGUGACGUCACCCUUUCGCGGGGAAGCGCGCUUGAAGUGAAGAUCGGCGACACUGAGUCGGUUUCCGCAUUGAAGCUAUACCUGGCAACGAAGGCCGGUGAAUGGCUGGCGGACAACGAUUCCGCUGCGUUAGAGUUGACGGAAGGAAAGGCUUUCCAAGACAUCCAGACUGCGAUUGAUGGAGUGCAGAUGAAGGCGACGCGGCUCAUUUAG
Messenger RNA from Phytophthora nicotianae INRA-310, 267 nucleotides. RefSeq lists its product as hypothetical. The record is from RefSeq and is a predicted model, not a curated record. The coding region runs from base 1 to 267 and encodes 88 amino acids. The transcript has 3 exons. NCBI's taxonomy places the organism in Eukaryota, Oomycota, Peronosporomycetes, Peronosporales, Peronosporaceae.